AUGAGAUCAAGUCUAGUUAUUUUAUCCCUAUGGAUAUUCAUCAGUAUUGAAGCUACGACACAGGAUGUGUGUCCUGAGCCCCCAAAAAUAGAGAAUGCACAAAUUUCUCGAGACUCCGUUAAAUCCAACUACAGUAAUGGUGAUGAAAUAGACUACAGCUGCAAUAAUGGCUACGUCUCUCUGCGGAAAAUCACCUACAUGUGUAGAAAUAAAAAAUGGUCUCAACAUCGUUCUGCAGAGUGUACACUCAAACGCUGUGAACUGCCAGCAGAUAUUCCAAACGGCCAUUAUACUAUUAUAAAUGGAAAUAGCUUUGUCGUAGGAUCUACCAUCAAGUACACCUGCGAAGAUGGCUACCAGAUGAUGAAUCGAAUUUUUACCAGAACGUGUCGGCCGGGCGGAUGGGACAAUCAGUUACCCGUGUGUGAAGAGGUAUCCUGCGCUGCAGACGUGCCCUCAGACAAAUUCCUCAAAAUGGAAGGACUUCCUGAUUAUGGAGAUUUAAUUCGACACGGACACAGAUUGCAAUUUUCAUGUACUGAACAGGGGUAUGCUUUAAAGGGACCAAAAGAAAUUACCUGCCAGUCAAAUGGAGAAUGGGACGAAAAAUUCCCUCAUUGUGAAGAGAUAACAUGUAAACUUAAUGAGACAAAGGACUUUGGAGACAAAGUUGAGCGAAUCUCUGAUCAUGUGGGUCUCAUCAAACCUGGACACCAAAUAAAACUGUCAUGCGUUGAACAAGGGAUGAUUAUAAGAGACAAGAGACCAAUCAUCUGCCAGGAAAAUGGAGAAUGGAACAUCCCAUUUCCAAAAUGUGAAGAGGCAAAGUGUGUUGCAAAUAUCACAAACAUGAUCAUAGACAGACGACCUAAUCCUGGGGUUAUAGAACAAAAACCUGGUGAAACGAUAAAGGUUUCUUGCCAUCAGGAAUUUGUUUUAGAAGGAAAAAAGGACAUCACUUGUCAGGAAGAUGGAGAAUGGAGCAGUCAGUUUCCUUCAUGUGUAGCGACUACAUGCGAGCCACCUCCAACCUUGAGCCAUCUGAAUGCAGAUACAAAACUUUUCCUGGAUUCAAAAAAAACUAAAUAUAGUUUAGAGGAGAAAGUUGAAUACGCCUGCUUUCAAACAUACAUAAUGGAGGGGGACCCAUUCGUGAUCUGUAAGCAAGGCACCUGGAGAGAACAGUUUAAGUGUAUACCACCGUGUUUGGCGUCUGUAGAAAAAAUGGAUAAAAGGAACAUAGAAUUAAAGAAAGGUGGAAGAGAAAGAAUGUACUGUCCACAUAUGGAUCAUAUCACCUUUGUGUGUCAGAAGGGCACAUAUAAGAAAGGAAACAGUGUUCAAUUCAGACAACAGUGUCUAUAUGCACAUUGUUUGGCGUCUGUAGAAGAAAUGGAUAAAAGGAACAUGCAAUUAUGGAAAGGUGGAAGCACAAGAAUGUACUGUCCACACAUGGAUCUCAUCUUUGUGUGUAAGUGGGGCACAUAUAAAUAA
Molecule: messenger RNA, 1494 nt
Organism: Triplophysa rosa
Lineage: Eukaryota; Metazoa; Chordata; Actinopteri; Cypriniformes; Nemacheilidae
Product: complement factor H-like
Exons: 10
Coding region: 1-1494 (497 amino acids)
Source: RefSeq, a predicted model, not a curated record